AAAAAAACCUGUUUACAUGCUUUGAUUUCUCUGUGCUGGUGAGUGUUGCCGCUUCCAUGGGAACAAAUGCGAAUCGAAGCUUGGAUUAGGAUUUAAGGUUUUUCAAUGGCGAUCAAAGGCGUUGAUUUCAAGUGGUAUGAUGGGUUCUUCUUGUCCAUGCUCGCCACAAGUAUAAUUAUUGUGGCGAUUAAUUGGAAGAGAUACCAUUCGUGUACGUAUCCAUUGCACCUAUGGAUUGUGGUUGACUACACUACGGUCUUUAUUUUCCGGCUCUUGAUGUUUGUGGAUAAUGGGCUGGCUUCUGGAAUGGGAUUGGAUCUUGGUUGGCAGCAGAGAUAUGCACGUUUUUGUGGAAGGAUAAUUGUCCUAUCCAUUCUUUCUUUGCUGCUCUACCCUUUUCUUUGGGCUUGGACUAUUAUCGGUACCAUAUGGUUUACUAGUGCAAAAGAUUGCUUGCCUGAAGAAGGUCAAAAGUGGGGAUUCCUUAUUUGGUUGCUUUUCAGCUAUUGUGGACUUGUUUGCAUCUCCAGUAUUUGUUUGGGAAAGUGGUCAGCGAGAAGGAAGGCACAUCUAUUGCGUGCGCAAGAUGGCAUACCUAUUUCAGAAUAUGGAGUGUUAGUUGACAUGGUUAGAGUACCUGAUUGGGCUUUUGAAGCUGCGGGCCAAGAAUUGAGACGUAUGGGCUUAGAUGCCGCCGCAUACCAACCCGGACCUUAUUUGACCCCACCUCAGAGGGAAGCAGUGGAGGCACUACUUCAAGAACUUCCGAAAUUUACGAUGAAGGCUGUUCCUACUGAUUGUAGCGAGUGUCCUAUCUGUUUGGAAGAGUUUCAUGUUGGAAACGAGGUACGUGGACUUCCUUGUGCUCACAAUUUCCACGUGGAAUGCAUCGACGAGUGGCUCAGGUUAAACGUGAAAUGCCCUAGAUGCCGCUCUUGUGUAUUUCCGAAUCUCGAUUUGAGUGCACUGUCUAAUAUCCGUAUGGAAUCAGAGAGGUCUACGAGUAUUAUUACAAGAACACGGGAUUUGAGGAAUCAGCAGUCUUCUAGUCCUAGUCCCAGUCAGCAUUAUCUAAUGAGAUUGCAGAACUCGCUCGGUCUAGUUCGUACCGAGAGUGUGGAGACACCGGAGAGUAGAGUGGGGCCCACGCCCGUGAUUGUGGAAGUGGUGGUUGAAAGUCCUGCACCACCGCGAAACUAAAACUAAUCGCUUUUUUUUUUUCCUCGGCUCUACUUGGAGCCUGGAGGAAGAAUGUUGUUUUGAUUGAUUCAAUUAAUUGCAAAGGAAAAAGAAAAGGGAAAAUGGUGCCAAUUCAUUUGUAGCUAUAUCAUUGGUUAAGGAAAAAACUUAAAAUGAAAAAUGGAUAUUCAGCCAAUU
Messenger RNA from Erythranthe guttata (spotted monkey flower), 1377 nucleotides. The record is from RefSeq and is a predicted model, not a curated record. Lineage: Eukaryota; Viridiplantae; Streptophyta; Magnoliopsida; Lamiales; Phrymaceae.